Molecule: messenger RNA, 2407 nt
Organism: Myxocyprinus asiaticus (Chinese sucker)
Lineage: Eukaryota; Metazoa; Chordata; Actinopteri; Cypriniformes; Catostomidae
Product: cytochrome b5
Exons: 5
Coding region: 156-641 (161 amino acids)
Cellular component (GO): membrane; intracellular membrane-bounded organelle
Molecular function (GO): heme binding
Source: RefSeq, a predicted model, not a curated record
UAUGCGUAUAACACACUGAUAUAUAUGUGGUUGGAGUGACUAGAUAGUAUCAUUCUCGUUCAUGAAAUUGAAUUGAACGGGACAAGUCCGGUUGUAAUUCAGAUAACCAACUUCAAGCAAAACUAUCACGGGUAGCACUGGAUUUCAUUGAGUUCAUGCAGCAAAGCGACCGAUACCUGCUGAAAAUGGGAGAAGAAACAGAGAGCUCCGUGAAUAGAAACGAUUACCAGGACAUGAGGGAUGAAAAGGAGAACGGCGUGAGGUACUACACACGCGAGGAGGUGCAAGCCCAUAACAUGAGCAAAGACCCAUGGCUCAUUAUCCACGAUAAAGUUUACGAUAUCACAAGUUUCAUGGAGGAGCAUCCAGGAGGUGAGGAAGUUCUACUGGAGCAAGCCGGAGCAGAUGCAACGGAAAGUUUUGAGGAUGUGGGCCAUUCCACAGAUGCCAGAGAGAUGCUCCUGCAGUAUUAUAUUGGGGAACUCCAUAUGGAUGAUCGAAAUACAGAAUCAAAGAAGGAAGUUUACAUCACAACUUCUAGGGAGUCCAGGUCAUGGACCACCUGGUUAAUUCCUGCCAUAGCCGCUGCACUUGUGGGCAUCAUGUAUCGUUACUAUAUGUUGGAGCAUAAAUCUUCCUGAACUCAUGUUAAUCUUUCACAGCUAUUUUUCUCUUGUCUGGAGGCCUUGACUUGAUUUGAAAGAGUGAGCCUCUAAACUCACUCAUCUCUAAACUCCUGCUUAUCCUCUCUUCUUUCUACCCAGCUGAAGAUUUUAACAUGAUUAAUAGCCUGUUCUUCUCGCAAUUUAUAUACUCAUGCUAUUUCUUAACUAGGUCACUUUUUCUGCCAUCAGAUUCUGUAACUGUUUUUUUUUUUUUAUUUAUUUGGAAAAUAUUUCAAAUCCUUUAAGUUAAUCCAGAGCAUAUUAGUUGGGAAUUUCAGGUAUAGUUCAGCUCUUGCCAAUAGAUCCUAAUUAGCUGGUAUUUUGACAAAUCACUUGUCCACAGCCUUGAUAUAGCUGCUAUUUGAUGUUUGUCAGGAUUUUGACCAAAUGAUAUCCAAGCUUCCGUAGUGGGAUGAGAUAGGACGGGGAGGUGCGUAUACAAGAGAAGCCCUGUCCUAUGUUAUUAAUUUGUUACAUAUGAUAUCUUAUAUGCUAUAGCCCUGUCAUAUGUUAUUUUUAAAAAGUUACUAAUUUAAAUACAACAUGGUUUAAUGAAAGCUAGGAAAUAUUGUCAUAUCACCUCCAUCAGGCAACACGCAAUUGCUGAAAUGUAAGAAUUGUUGCAAAGUUACAGUCAGAGAGUGCUUUAAAGUUUUAGACAUGUAGGCUCUUUUCUUACAUUGAAGAUUUAUAUAAUGUGGUACUUGUAUCUGCAAACUUGAAAUUGUAAUUGUAAUUAUGCAUUUAUUGGGAGAUGUUUAAAUGUGUUUUGAAAGCAGUUUGUUUUAAUGUUGGUGAGAACAUUAUUGUAAGUGUUUGAUACUUGAACUGUUGUACAGUCUAUAGAGUAUCUGCUCAUAUAUUCAUUACUAUUAUGCAUAGGCUUGUCUAUUAAGUCAUUGUUAGCAACGCAGGCACUUGCAUGUACUCUCUAGCUCUGCUGGCACUUCAUGAUGAACCAUUAUAUGCAAGUGUUGCCUUUAACGUUCUCAAGUAAACCAAAAUGUUUUCCUUCAACAUGUUCUGUUUCUUGUUCAUUUUUUCAAUACUUUAUUCUUGUUAUUCUGUCUCUCAAUGUAUUUCCUUUCCAAACAAUGUUGUAUUUAAUUCAGGUAGCUCUUAAAGAAACACAUCGAGUGAAUCAUUGUUAAACAAUAUAUAUUCAAAUGCAUUUCUGAAUCAGUAUAGUUAUCUGUGUACACUUUCAAGUCAUCCUCAUGCAUUGUUAUUAUUGAAUGAUAUAACCUGUUUCUGAUUUGGUGUUAUAGUUUUUCUUUGUAUAUUCAUGCAGAAUUUACCAAAUUGUCAUGUGUCGUGUUUGAGUGUCAUGUUUUCCUUUAAAAUCAUUUGACAUGCCUGCAACCAUGAAAUGUGCAGAUUAAUACUUCUUCUGCCAUGCCGAGUCAAUGUGCCCAGCUUUGUGUAAAACUUUUUCAAAUUUUCAUGUUUUUGUGCAUUUUAUAUGUGUAGAUUUUACGACAUUGUCAUAUUUUCAUACAGUCACAUUCUAAAGUUGUUAUAAUUUACAUAUAGUGGUGGAAAAACUUUUAUAGUAUGACUCAUUUUCUGCUCUUUUAGUUCAACAGCAGGACAAAUAGCUCAAGGCCUUUAAUAUUUCUGAGAUAAAUGUUAUCUAUUUCAUCAAAAAUAAUUUAUCUGUCCACUUCAGAAUAUCUGUGGUAUGUCAGGGUGUUAAAAAAAUCAAUAAAAAAAUCGGCUGUGUUUCAAUAAAUGUUUAAAAA